Bipolaris maydis ATCC 48331 is the source of this 1859-nucleotide messenger RNA. RefSeq names its product TLC domain-containing protein. Gene Ontology annotation, cellular component: endoplasmic reticulum; membrane. The record is from RefSeq and is a predicted model, not a curated record. Gene Ontology annotation, biological process: lipid homeostasis. NCBI's taxonomy places the organism in Eukaryota, Fungi, Ascomycota, Dothideomycetes, Pleosporales, Pleosporaceae.
CAACCCUCGACACGCAUCCUCAAGACAAGUGUUUCCAUGACUGCGCCCCUGUGAACUCGCCCAUUCUGCCCGACGGCAUAAAGACUGCAUCCCACCCCGCCACACUCACUGCUUCCUGAAGUGUCCUGGCCCCCAUUGCACCUACUCUGCGUGCGCCCCCCAGGCGCCCUUACAUCACUCCCUCCUCCACCUAGCCCGCCCCACGCUUCACCUCCACCUCCUCCUCCACGGCCAUCUCUCUACCAUCAUGCACGAUCCAUUCCCCAUCGCGCGGCCUGAGAGCCUCGUCAAGUAUGUCCAGCCCGUGGCUGACUACCUAUCUCUCAACACGCUGCCCCUGCACUUCCACGAGGUUGUUGCUGCCUAUGUCCUGUACGACGUCACCUACCGCUUCAUUGCCCCGGCCUUUUCGCGCAUCUUUUUCCCUCGCGUAUAUGCCACCUUCAACGCUCGCACAAAGCUAAACUGGGAUGUCCACAUCGUGUCGUUUGUCCAGAGCACCCUCAUCUGCAGCCUAGCCCUGUGGGUCAUAUGGACAGACAAGGAGUUGAAUAGCAUGGACAGGAUAGAACGUGUGCAUGGAUAUACGGGUGCGUCUGGCUUGGUCCAGGCAUUCGCCGGGGGCUACUUCCUGUGGGACUUGGUCAUCACGGUCCAGAAUGUCAAGAUCUUUGGAAUCGGCAUGCUGUUUCAUGCCAUCUCUGCUCUCUGCGUCUUCUCGCUUGGUUUCCGUCCAUUCGUAAACUACUAUGCGUGCACUUUUAUCCUCUACGAACUCUCCUCGCCCUUCCUCAACAUCCACUGGUUUUGCGACAAACUCAACAUGACUGGUAGCACCGUCCAGUUCGUCAACGGCCUAAUGCUACUCUUCACCUUCUUCUCCUGCCGUCUUGUCUGGGGAACCUACCAGUCAAUCCGCGUCUUCGGCGACGUCUACCACCUAUACAUGAAUGGCUAUGUCCCACAGCACGACCCCGAGGUGGGCAAACUGUCAGACGACACUUAUGUCAACAACGCAGGCUUCAAGAACCAUCUUCUUCAAUACUCCGUCGGCCAAACUAUUCCACUCUGGAUCAUCUCUGCCUACCUAGCCUCCAACCUUAUCCUCAACGGCCUCAACUGGUUCUGGUUCGGCAAGAUGAUCGAGACACUACGCAAGCGCUUCGACCCACCUAUUGGUACAAGGAAAGCACAGCCCAAAGUCGCCGCCGCUCCCGUUGAGAUUCCCGAAAACGAAAAGGUCUUGAUUGAGGGUAUUCACGUCUCUACCCCUGGUGUCGUUGAAAAGGACACUGAAGAUUAUGUCAAUGUAGCGUCUCCCAAGUCGCUUCAGUUUCAGAAGAACAAGAGCGGGACGCACCUGGAAGUCAAGCAGAGCGAGGUUCGCAGUCGAAACCCUUCGCAGAGAGCCGCUCAUGCGGCAUGAGAAUCUCCUUUCCCCCCAGGUUGGUCAAGGCCGGUAAGUAUGGAGCGAUGAUCCCAUGGCUUCGGGAUAUGCACCGGUUUCUUUUUAUCCUAUUCUUCUUUGUCAGGUGCAUCAGUCUUGCAUGCUGAUCCGUCUAAAAUCUCGUCUCCAUUUCGUGAAUCGUCUAAUACACAACCUAUUCAUUUAUCGUUUUCUCCUACUACGUCAUGCAUCGUCGUUUUCUCCUCCAUUUUAACCCUUAUUUCUUCACUUGCAUGACUCGCUCUGCAAUGUCGACCUGACCAGCAGCAAAAAUGCCUAGUUAUUAUGUGUGCUAGCCUCGAAUAUAGUAUACUUACUACGUAGGGCUCCAUAGUAACAAGAUUGGUGAUCCUGCCGAGUUGGUACCGCGCAAGAUUGUCAACGUACUUAUUUGUCUUAGUUUACGAAGAUG